This is a messenger RNA of Cordyceps fumosorosea ARSEF 2679, 1371 nucleotides long. RefSeq names its product ZIP family zinc transporter. NCBI's taxonomy places the organism in Eukaryota, Fungi, Ascomycota, Sordariomycetes, Hypocreales, Cordycipitaceae. Bases 1 to 1371 code for a protein of 456 amino acids. The record is from RefSeq and is a predicted model, not a curated record. The transcript has 3 exons. Gene Ontology annotation, biological process: zinc ion transmembrane transport. Gene Ontology annotation, molecular function: zinc ion transmembrane transporter activity. Gene Ontology annotation, cellular component: plasma membrane.
AUGAGCGACAUCGCCAGCCUGGCACAAGAUGCCACGCAAUGGUCAACCACACAACUGAUGGCCGAACUUCAACGCCGGCAAAAUGCCAACGGCCGACCAAAGUGCGGUGGAAAGGGCCAGGGAUGGUAUGACAUGGCCGCACACGUCUUUGCCCUGUUCCUGAUUCUGGCCCUGAGCACACUCGCCUGCGGGUUUCCCCUCAUCGGACGACGCGCGACGACCGGCCGAUCGCAGAGCCGCCUCAUCUUUUACUGCCAACACGUGGGCACCGGCGUUCUGCUCGCGACCGCCUUUGUGCACCUCCUGCCGACGGCCUUUGAGUCGCUGACCGACCCGUGCCUGCCCGACUUCUUCAGCGAGGGGUACACGCCGCUCCCCGGCCUGAUCGCCAUGGUCUCCGCCAUCGUCGUCGUGGGCGUCGAGUCGUACCUGACGGCGCGCGGCGCCGGCCACUCGCACUCGCACAGCCACGCCGCGUGGGAGGAGCUCGACGGCGAGGACGACGACCUCGCCCACGGCGGCCACGACGACGACAACGCCCACCGAAUGAACGGCCUUGCGGAUCGACGCAGCCACCGCCCGGAUAACCUCACCGUUAGCGACCCGGACGCCGAGGCUGCCGAGGGCCUCGUCGCGGGCGCCUCGCCGUUGCCCGGAUCGACGCCGACGAUCGUGCCGCCGAGGAGGCGCUCCGUUGAUAACGCCUUUGCGGAUGGUGACUCGGAUCUCGACUUCGACCUGGAGGAGCUGGAUCCCGUGCCCAACGGCGCGAACGGAAGCGGAAACGGCCGACAAUAUAGGGGACUGAAUCGUGGCGGCGGCGGCGGUGGGCACAAGCGCGCAGACUCCAGCAGCCUCCCCCCGCAGACGCCCGAGCAGCAGAAGCGGCAGAUGCUGCAGUGCCUGCUGCUGGAGGCCGGCAUCCUGUUCCACAGCGUCUUCAUCGGCAUGGCGCUGUCGGUGGCGACCGGCCCCGCGUUCGUCGUCUUCCUCGUCGCCGUCAGCUUCCACCAGUCGUUCGAGGGCCUGGCGCUGGGCAGCCGCAUCGCGGCGAUCCAGUUCCCGCGGGGCUCAGUGCGGCCGUGGCUGAUGGUGCUCGCGUACGGCGUGACGACGCCGAUCGGGCAGGCCAUCGGGCUGUUCGUGCACCGCAUCUACGACCCGUCGUCGAUGGGCGGCCUCAUCACGGUGGGCGUCAUGAACGCCAUCUCGUCGGGCCUGCUGCUCUACGCGGGCCUGGUGCAGCUGCUCGCGGAGGACUUUCUCUCGGAGAAGAGCUUCAAGAUCCUCAAGGGCCGCAAGAGGCUGCACGCGUACCUGUGCGUCGUUGCCGGCGCCACGUUGAUGGCGCUCGUCGGCGCGUUUGCGUAG